AUUUUAUAGGAUGGUUAUGACCAGCUGAGGCAGUUGUCACAGAAUGCCAUGAAAGGUGUCAUCAGAGUAAAAUUUGUCAAUGACCUUGGGGUUGAUGAAGCUGGAAUAGACCAGGAUGGUGUUUUUAAGGAAUUUUUGGAAGAAAUUAUAAAGAAAGUGUUUGAUCCAGCACUGAAUCUGUUUAAGACUACAAGCACUGGAGAUAGAUUAUACCCAUCUCCUACUUCAUAUAUCCAUGAAAACUACCUCCAGUUGUUUGAGUUUGUAGGGAAGAUGCUGGGAAAGGCAGUGUAUGAGGGUUUGUAGUAGAUGUCCCCUUUGCUUCAUUCUUCCUGAGCCAGCUGCUAGGGCAUCAUCACAGCAUUUUUUAUAGCUCUGUGGAUGAGCUACCUUCACUGGACCCGGAGUUCUAUAAGAACCUCACAUCCAUCAAGCGUUAUGAUGGUGAUAUUAGUGAUCUGGGCCUCACACUUUUCAUAUGAUGAAGAUGUAAUGGGACAGCUGGUGUGUCAUGAACUGGUUCCAGGAGGGAAAUCGAUUUCUGUUACUAAUGAGAAUAAGAUAAGUUACAUUCACCUCAUGGCUCACUUCCGAAUGCACACACAGAUUAAAAACCAAACCGCUGCACUAAUCAGCGGCUUUCGGUCCAUCAUUCGGCCUGAGUGGAUACGCAUGUUUUCUGCUCCAGAACUGCAGCGUCUUAUAUCAGGGGACAAUGCUGAGAUUGACCUGGAUGAUCUGAAGAAGCACACAGUGUACUAUGGAGGGUUCCAUGGCAGUCACAGAGUCAUUAUCUGGCUGUGGGAUAUUCUAGCCAAUGAUUUUACCUCUGAGGAAAAAGCCAUGUUUCUAAAGUUUAUCACAAGUUGUUCCCGCCCUCCUCUGCUUGGCUUUGCCUACCUCAAACCGCCAUUUUCUAUUCGCUGUGUAGAAGUAUCAGAUGAUCAGGAUACUGGGGACACCUUAGGCAGUGUGCUGCUGCGUGGUUUUUUUACUAUUAGGAAACGAGAGCCAGGGGGUCGUCUGCCCACUUCAUCUACCUGCUUCAACCUUCUCAAACUUCCAAACUACAGCAAGAAAGCAAUCCUGAGAGAGAAGCUCCGCUAUGCUAUCAGCAUGAACACUGGCUUUGAACUGUCUUAG
Molecule: messenger RNA, 1143 nt
Organism: Staurois parvus
Lineage: Eukaryota; Metazoa; Chordata; Amphibia; Anura; Ranidae
Source: the annotation of a GenBank genome assembly